AUGCCUCACGAGGAUCAUCUCCCGUUGUUCAAGAGCCCUCUGCUCCAUAAACAGCAGACUACUUCUCGAGGGCAUUCAGAAGACUCCACCGCAGGCGAACCUGAACCAAAAGGAGAUUCCCAGUCGACAAAUGAAGAAGACGCCUUUCUCGACAGUCCACAGUUCCACCGACAUAAUGAAACCACAAACUCGGAACUCUUCUACGAUCUCUUCUUUGUUGCCAACCUCUCCGUCUUCUUGACUGUACAUGAGGUGAACGACAGCGAAACCCUCAAACAGGCAGCUGGAUUCUUCUGUGUCCUGUGGUUCACUUGGUAUCAAGUCAGUCUUUAUGAUGUUCGAUUCUCAAUGGAUUCUGCAUACGACCGUGUCAUGAAAGUUGUACAGUUCAUGGUGAUGGUCGGAUUCUGUAUUGUAGGACCCAAAUUCGACGCGGGCCAGAAACCAGACUUGUCGACACAGUACAGUGAGUUUGCAAAGGUUCUACCACUGGGCUACUUUAAAGCUCUCACCUUGAUCUUGAUGGCGAGCCGCAUCAGCUUGGUACUCCAAUAUCUCCAAUCCAUGUGGUUCACUCGGAAAUACAAGCAAAUGCUUGUGCCCAUGGGAUGCAUUGCUUUGACCUAUUUCAUCGCUGCAAUGGCAUACCUGGGUCUUUUCUGGUCCUUUAAGCUUGAUGCCAAAGGAGAGAACCACACUUAUCUGGUCUGGUACGUGGUUGCAGUGUUGGAGACAAUCGUUGCAACCACUAUAUCUUGUGUGUGGAGAAACGUCUCUUUCAAAGGCACACAUCUUGUACAGCGAAUGUCACUCCUGACCCUCAUCAUUCUGGGGGAGGGCAUCAUUGGUCUUGCAAAACGAUGCCAACGAAUCGUUCAAUCCGAUGGAGGUCUUCAAAUUGGUGUUCCAUCAACCGUCGCAAACGUCGUCUGCGGGGUGCUCAUCAUCUACUUUAUAUAUAUGAUCUACUUUGACUGGAUGGAGGAAAAGCGACACUUUGGCACAAUUCGGCAACAAAUCUGGUCGUUCCUCCACUUUCCACUCCACCUCGCUCUUGUUCUCGCCCUUGAAGGUAUGUCUCAAUGUAUCGCAUGGCGGGYAGCAGUCGAAGAAACAGAUACAUAUGCAAGACAAGCCGCAAUCUGGAAAUCCAAGCUCGAACCCGGCAUACCGCUCGCAGAACUACGGCACCUCAGCGAAGAUGUCUACCUCACCACGACGGCCUACCUCUACGCCUCAUUGCAGACAUCGAUGGGAUACCAAGAGACGCUGGAAUACACGGGCAACCUGGCGGAUUCAGCAAACGCCUUGGCUGCCAUGUCCAAUGGCACUGAGAAUUUCGAAGCCGCGGAUAACGCGUUUGAAUGGAUGUAUCGCAUCACCAACCGCGCGAUUUACAACAUUGCGGGAUUCGCGCCUCCUGUGAAUGAAACGGAGGUCAACGAGUAUCUUGGGAUGAAGCUGGACUUUACUGAUGAGAAUGCCGUGGAGGAAGCCAACGCGCAGUUGAGAAGGAUCGGACCAAUCUUUGCUCUCACAUAUGUCUAUUUCUUCAUCGCAAUCGGUCUGGUGAUAAUGAUUUGCUGUUUAAUGGCAACACUAAGCAACAGGAAGAAGUCCCAAUACCACAUGGCUCGAAUUUCUCUCAGCGGCAUCAUCGGACUCGGAUUGUGUUUGUUGGCUACGAUUGAGACGAAUGCAGAGUUCGUCAACAGUUUCACGUCGAGUCCGUGGUUGAUUCCCCUGGUUACGAUUUGCUUGUUUGUUGUCGUGAUGCUUAACAAUAUCAAGCCUGUUGUUCCAAAACUCGCUGAUCGAACGCUCAAUAGUCGGAGGUCGUCAACUUAG
Molecule: messenger RNA, 1848 nt
Organism: Ramularia collo-cygni
Lineage: Eukaryota; Fungi; Ascomycota; Dothideomycetes; Mycosphaerellales; Mycosphaerellaceae
Exons: 9
Coding region: 1-1848 (615 amino acids)
Source: RefSeq, a predicted model, not a curated record